Molecule: messenger RNA, 4232 nt
Organism: Nymphaea colorata (pocket water lily)
Lineage: Eukaryota; Viridiplantae; Streptophyta; Magnoliopsida; Nymphaeales; Nymphaeaceae
Product: PH, RCC1 and FYVE domains-containing protein 1-like
Exons: 9
Coding region: 619-3888 (1089 amino acids)
Molecular function (GO): metal ion binding
Source: RefSeq, a predicted model, not a curated record
GAGAGGAAGAAAGAGGGAGGAAGAGAGAGAAAGAGUCUUCCGUUUCCGUGCGAGCGUUUACUGCACUUCCGCUCUCUCUUAUAUCUCAUUUUGUAAUUUAUUUGCUAUUUUUUUUUGCAUUUUUCCUAUAUUUUCUCUGUUUCUUUACGACCGGAAUCCGAGUUCUCCGGCGAUCUUUUUUCCCUCUCUUCACCGCCGGAGUCUGACUCCUCCGGCCACCUGCCUGUACCAGCCGUUUGAUCAGAAGACUCGACGUGGAUGCUUCCCGUACCUUCAUUGCGGAGCAUUGCUCCUCUUUUUUUCCCUUAGUGGAUAUCCCGUGAAAGCGCUGCAUGUGUCUUCCCGCUUCAGUGAUUUUUCGCGGCGAGGAGAGUGGGGGACUGUGGCGCGGAAGCAAGGAAGAGUAUUUCUAGCUGGGAGAGUUGUGGAGGACUAGGGUUUCUCGCAGUUUUUUGUGGUGAUAGGGCUUCUGAGAUCGGAGAUUGAUGUCAAUCCGCCGGUGGAGGCUGUGGAGUCUAUGAAGAACCGCGUCCCGGAGCGGCGGAACCUGAUGCGGGGUGGUCGAACGGGUUGUGCUCGGCGGGCGGUGGCGUCAGGCGGCAAAGUGUCUCACAUGGAAUGGCAGAUCUUGCUAGCUAUGGGAGUUCUGAGCGAGAUAUCGAGCAGGCCCUUAUUGCUUUGAAGAAAGGCACUCAGUUGCUGAAGUAUGGCCGCAAGGGGAAGCCAAAGUUCUGCCCAUUUAGACUUUCUAAAGAUGAAUCAACUUUGAUCUGGUUUUCAAGUGGUGAAGAAAAAAAGCUAAAGAUUGCAUCAAUCUCCAAAAUUGUUCCUGGACAAAGAACGCCAAUUUUCAAGCGAAAUUUAUGCCCUGAGAAGGAUUAUCUGUCCUUUUCGUUGAUCUAUGACAAUGGUGAGCAGUCUCUUGAUCUGAUCUGCAAGGAUAAGAUUGAGGCUGAAGUUUGGUUUGCUGGACUGAAGGCAUUGAUUUCUUCUGGCCAAAGGGGGCGGUCAAAAAUAGAUGGCCGGAGUGAUGGAGGCCUAUAUUUUGAUGAUAAUUGUGUUCUCACAUCUAGCAGUCCAAGCGAAAUUUCGCUUGGUAACACCAUAGAGAUCAGCUCUCAGAAAAGUUCCACCAGUGUGAGCAUAGAAAACUCGAGGAGAGCUCAAUCUUUUGAGAGUGUGACGACUUCAGUUAGAUCAGAUGUAGGGAUAGAUAAUACAAAUAUGCAAGUUAGAGGAGCAAGUUCAGAUGUAUACCGAGUCAGUGUUUCAAGUGCCCCUAGCUCUUCUAGUCAGGGUUCUGCUCAGGACGAUUGUGAUGCUUUAGGAGAUGUGUACGUCUGGGGGCAAAUCUUGUCUGAUGCUUCUCUGAAUAAUGUUAAUGGUAGAGCUCCUAGGAUUGACCUAUUGGUUCCUAGGCCUCUUGAAUCAAACAUUUUGUUGGAUGUUCAUGGUGUUUCUUGUGGGGGUAGACAUGCUGCACUUGUCAGCAGACAAGGUGAAGUUUAUACCUGGGGUGAGGAAUCUGGUGGCCGGCUUGGGCAUGGGGUUUUAAUGGACGCUAGUCAGCCUCGGCUUAUCGAGUCAUUUGCAGCUUGUAAUGUUGAUUUUGUCGCUUGUGGUGAGUUCCAUACUUGUGCAGUUACUCUGGCCGGUGAUCUUUUCACAUGGGGUGAUGGCACACAUAAUGCCGGACUUCUUGGCCAUGGCAGUGAUGUUAGCCACUGGAUACCCAAGAGAGUUUGUGGACCUCUGGAAGGAAUCCAGGUUGCGGCAGUUUCUUGUGGUGCAUGGCAUACUGCCUUAAUAACUUCAACUGGGCAAUUAUUUACUUUUGGUGAUGGGACCUUUGGUGUCUUGGGGCAUGGUGACCGAGCAAGUGUUUGGUUCCCAAAGGAAGUUGAAUCUUUGAAGGGGCUGAGGACAAUUGCAGUGGCAUGUGGAGUAUGGCAUACUGCUGCAGUUGUAGAGGUCAUUGUGACACAAUCUAGUGCUAGCCUUUCCUCAGGUAAGUUGUUCACCUGGGGCGAUGGAGACAAGAACCGUCUUGGCCAUGGAGACAAAGAGACACGGACUGUUCCUACUUGUGUGCCUUCCCUUAUUGAGUAUAACUUUCAUAAGGUGGCAUGUGGACAUAGCCUUACAGUUGGACUGACUACAUCGGGGCAUGUUUUCACCAUGGGCAGUACUGUUUAUGGUCAGCUUGGCAACCCUCAGUCUGAUGGCAAGGUACCUUGUUUAAUAGAAGAUAAGCUUGUAAGUGAAUCCAUUGAAGAAAUUUCCUGUGGUUCCUACCACGUUGCCGCCUUGACGUCAAGAAAUGAAGUCUAUACUUGGGGAAAAGGAGCUAAUGGAAGAUUAGGCCAUGGGGAUAUUGAAGAUCGGAAAUCACCCACACUUGUUGAAGCCCUGAAAGAUAGGCACGUUAAACACAUCUGUUGUGGCUCAAACUUUACUGCUGCUAUAUGUCUUCAUAGGUGGGUAUCUGCCAAUGACCAAUCGCAAUGCUCAGCAUGCAGGCAGGCAUUUGGCUUUACGAGAAAGAAACAUCAUUGCUACAAUUGUGGGCUUGUUCAUUGUCAUUCCUGCAGCUCCAAAAAAGCAUUAAGAGCAGCUUUGUCUCCUAACCCUGGAAAAGCAUAUCGUGUUUGUGAUUCUUGUUACUUCAAACUUAGCAAAAUAUCAGAAGGUGGUGGUAAUAACAAAAAGAGUGUUGUACCUCGUCUAUCGGGCGAAAACAAAGACAGGUUAGACAGGCUUGAGAUCAAAUCUUCUAAAUCGGACCUUGUUGAAUAUACAGACAGCAAAGCAAACAGACAUGGCAAGAAACCUGAUUCCUUGUCGCCAAUUCUACCUUCACAGAUGGCUGCUUUGUUACAGUUUAAAGACAUUUCUUUACCAGGUGCAGUAGCUCGUGUUAUUCCCAAGCCAUUGAGCACUCCAGCUCUGCAAUCUGUGAUGAAUUCUCGAGCUGUGUCACCUUUUUCAAGGAAGUCCAGUCCUCCUCGUUCUGUGACCCCUGUUCCAACAGGAGGAGGGCUUUCCUUUUCUAAAAGUAUUGCUGAUGGACUUAAAAGGACAAAUGAACUUUUGAGUCAGGAAGUGCAGAAGUUACGGACCCAGGUUGAGAGUCUCAGGCAAAAAUGUGAAUUCCAAGAAUAUGAGCUGCAGAAAUCUGCAAAAAAGGCUCAGGAGGCUAUGUCACUGGCUGCUGAAGAAUCUGCAAAGUGCAAGGCAGCUAAAGAAGUAAUUAAAUCCUUAACUGCACAGCUAAAGGAUAUGGCUGAGAGGCUCCCACCUGGAGUUUAUGACAACGACGGUUUGAGACCAAUGUACGUGCCCAAUGGGGUGGAGCCUAGCACCGUUCACCGACCUGCUGCCAGUGAAGAGAACCAACACCAUGUCCAUGCAAACCACUAUCAACCUGCAGAACCUCCAAAUUUAACUGGCCUUUCAGGCCAGACACACUCGCUGGGAGAUGAUCGAGUUGCAACCAACAGCACAAAUUCUCAUUUGAGAGAGCCAGAAAACUCAACAAUGCAAAAUGGUGAAGAAAAUUUGCCACUAGCAAAGAGUUCAACAGGAACUACGCGAGCAGAGUCCGAACCCGUCCAGAAUGGCACAAAGGGCUCCAUCCCCACGUUGGCUGGUGGUAAUCAGGUCGAAGCCGAAUGGAUUGAACAGUAUGAACCUGGUGUAUAUAUAACCUUGUUGGCACUUCGGGACGGCACCAAGGAUAUCAAGCGAGUGAGAUUCAGCCGGAAAAGGUUUUCCGAGCGCCAAGCGGAGACUUGGUGGUCAGAAAACCGGGAGAAGGUAUUUGAGAAGUACGACGUGCGGGGGGAGGAAAAGGCCUCAGUGGGAUCGUCAGCGCAAACUGGGCAAUAAGUUCGAAGGUCUGCCCGUAUUUCCCAAGUUUCACCGCCCAGGAAAAAGCACGCGACGACAGCAAUGCCGCUCAUUGUCACGUUUUUGUUGCUACUGUAAGCUUGGGAACCCGCUCUUUUGAUGGAUGCGAGAAGGCAAGGAAAUUUUUUUCUUUUUCUUCCUCUUCUUUCUUCGUUGAUAUCUAUUCUUUUUUCUCUUAUCAUCCUUUUUCUCUUUCCUUCUCAGUUUUGAGUCUUGUUACUCUGCCCUUUGCUGUUGUACGUUGUAUAUAUUUAUACAUAUACUCGCUUCUUGUAAUCUAUGGGCAGCAAAAUAUUCGCCGGUGCCAUCCAUCUUGUUAAAAA